GGUGUGUGGCGUUGAAAACAAGCGUACAAGCUGGGUAAAGGAACCGAAUUAUAAGAAAAGAGGCACACAUAAAGAAGUGAUUACAGACACCAAACUUGCAAGCAAACACACCAUUUCAAGCAUCUUUCGGACAGAUUCUUCUUCUUCAUCAUCAAAGUUUGAAUCUUUCUGCGUCUGUCGAAGUUGGGUACCCUCCGGGCGGCGAGAUUGAGAAAUUUCGAUCGGCGAAAAAGAAAGAUGGUGAUGCGGACGGAAGCUAGGGUUAGUGUAGCAAGCUCAGGUCAAAGCGUCGUCGGUAACAAAGCAGCCUCCACCUCUCAUCGUCUAACUCAGGAUCAGAGAUCUCAUAUCGAAUCUGCUUCUCAGCUCUUAGCCGGAGGUAUCGCCGGAGCUUUUAGCAAAACCUGCACCGCCCCUCUCUCUCGCCUCACCAUCCUCUUCCAGGUGCAAGGAAUGCACACAAAUGCAGCAGCGUUAAAAAAACCGAGCAUAUUACACGAGGCUUCACGGAUAUUGAAUGAAGAAGGUCUCAAGGCUUUCUGGAAAGGGAACCUUGUCACCAUCGCUCACCGCCUUCCUUAUUCUUCUGUCAAUUUCUACACUUAUGAACACUACAAGAAGUUCUUGUAUAUGGUAACUGGGAUGGAAAAUCGACACAGGGAGAGUAUAAGCUCAAACGUUUUUGUGCAUUUUGUAGCCGGUGGUUUGGCUGGUAUCACUGCUGCUUCUGCUACUUACCCACUUGACCUUGUUAGGACUCGUCUUGCUGCUCAGACAAAUGUAAUAUACUACACGGGUAUCUGGCAUACUCUUCGCACUAUCAGCACCGAUGAAGGUAUCUUAGGACUCUACAAGGGACUUGGAACAACGCUUGUGGGUGUUGGGCCUAGUAUUGCUAUUAGCUUUUCUGCGUAUGAAUCUUUGAGAUCUUAUUGGAUGUCAAGCAGGCCUCAUGAUUCUCCUGUUGUGGUCAGUCUAGCUUGUGGAAGUCUUUCAGGCAUAGCAUCUUCAACUGCUACGUUUCCAUUGGAUCUGGUGAGAAGAAGGAAGCAGCUAGAAGGAAUUGGUGGGCGAGCGGUUGUGUACAAGACGGGUUUGUUAGGGACAUUGAAGCGUAUUGUUAAGACGGAAGGAGUGAGAGGUUUGUACAGAGGGAUUCUUCCCGAGUACUACAAAGUGGUUCCUGGUGUUGGGAUUUGCUUCAUGACCUACGAGACACUCAAGCUUUACUUCAUGGAUCUUUCCUCAAAGCUAUAGACUCUGUUUUUAUGUUGUAGAAUUCUUAGGUUAUUUUUGGUGAAAAGACAAAACUGUAAAAGCAGAGGGUGGAGGAUAAUAUAAGAAACUACAGUAGAAAUUUAUAUGUAUUUUGGAUUAUAUCCAGUGAGAUUAGAUGAUACUGACUUAAUUUUUGCAAAGAAUAUGAUGUUUCUUUUAUUAGAAGAGACAGUAUAUGGUAGGAGUUGUUUGGUCUUCUUGUUUAAUUUCUCAGUGGAAUUUGAUUUAUUGUUUUUUGAUGAAA
This is a messenger RNA of Raphanus sativus (radish), 1522 nucleotides long. RefSeq lists its product as uncharacterized. Bases 238 to 1257 code for a protein of 339 amino acids. The transcript is spliced from 7 exons. The record is from RefSeq and is a predicted model, not a curated record. Gene Ontology annotation, biological process: transmembrane transport. Lineage: Eukaryota; Viridiplantae; Streptophyta; Magnoliopsida; Brassicales; Brassicaceae.